Strongylocentrotus purpuratus (purple sea urchin) is the source of this 2158-nucleotide messenger RNA. Its product is annotated as tubulin-specific chaperone A-like. The record is from RefSeq and is a predicted model, not a curated record. Gene Ontology annotation, cellular component: microtubule cytoskeleton; cytosol. The transcript is spliced from 4 exons. Gene Ontology annotation, molecular function: beta-tubulin binding. Lineage: Eukaryota; Metazoa; Echinodermata; Echinoidea; Camarodonta; Strongylocentrotidae. Gene Ontology annotation, biological process: post-chaperonin tubulin folding pathway; tubulin complex assembly. The coding region runs from base 119 to 451 and encodes 110 amino acids.
ACGCGCGCACAAAUCGCUUGCAUAAUUAAAAGGUGCUAAAACUGAAGUAAAAGGAUCAGGAGAGUCGUUAACUUUUUCUACUGGAUAAGCCGCUUGUACUUACAAUCACAUCUUGAAAAUGGCUGAUCCAAGAGUGAAAAACAUCAAGAUCAAGACCGGCGUCUUAAAAAGGUUGACUAAGGAAAAAUUGAUGUAUGAAAAGGAAGUUAUCACAGAAGGAGAAAAGGUGGAAAGAUUCAAAGCAGGAGGAAAAGAUGAAUAUGAAAUCAGGAAACAGAUUGAAGUACUAGAAGAAUCUAAGAUGAUGGUCCCUGACUGCACAAGAAGAAUAAAAGCAGCCUAUGGAGACUUAAAGAACUUAUUGGACCAAGAGGAAGAAUUGAAGGAAACAGAGGAAUACAAGGUAGCUGCUGCACUCCUGAUAGAGCAUCAGGGAGCUGGUGAUCAAUGAGAAAGUGGCUUGUCCAUUUAUCACCUAUCCAAGUGAUCAUGAAUGUGUGUGUGUGUGUCUGUGUAAUUAAUUGCCCUUGAUGUGACUUUCAGAGAUAUCAAUCCUAUGCACAAGGCUCAACUUAACAGGUGCCUCUGAUGCAUGGGCACCAAAAACCAUUAUUUGCCUCACUGAGGUCAGAAGCCCAUUUGUUUUACGUAUGGACUGUAACAGAAAUUGUUAUUUAAACAAAAGUAGAUGGUCGAAAGGGACAAUUUUUAUUUGGAAUCUGCUUAUCAUGUUUUCAAAUUGAGCCGAUGUAAAUCUAAUUCCUUUGCAGCAAAUGCAAACAAAGAAAAUUGGUAUCGUAAAGGGAGACUAAAUAGGCUAAAAAUAAACACAGGACAGUCUCUCAAAUAGGAUAACAUUUCCUACACUGGCCAUGCCCCCCCCCCCCCCAUCAAAUUCAACAAUGAAUGUAUAGGACUCAAGCGUACAGACUAAGUUCAAUUUGGACCCCUUUCAACAAAAGUUAGUGUGGAGCCCUCCUGUAUGACAAGAGGAUUUAAUAACUGAAAGUAAAACUCAAUUGAAGUUUUAACAGUGAAUGGAUUUAUUGGGGAAAAAUUCUGUAUAUUUUCCCAUUCUGUGAAAAAGGAGCAGCUUUCAUUCACAGAUUUUUCCUGUUAUAAUAACGUGCAGGAGGGUACAUGUAUUUGUAAUUUGAGUGUGAAUAGUGGAAUUUUGUCAUAUAUACAUUUGGAUUAAAUAAUAUGCAUGAAUCCAGGAACGAUGACCAAGGAGUAAAUGUUUAGGUUUUUAAUGAAUUCUAAUGUCUGAGUGUAAUCUUUAACAGGAAUAUCAUUGUAGCUCUUUACACAAUUACAGCUAAGAGGUAACUUAGGCAACAUCCAUAAUUGUCUAGUUAAAUUGGCUUAUGUAUGUUAAAGUAUUUUUGUUACACAUCCACAGACUGGUAAAAUGCCUCAAGAUAUCAACUGUUUGUAAAACAUGUUGUAUAAAUAAAUAUGAAGGUCAAACAGCGAUACUCUUGAGUGUAACAUGGAGUCAAAAGUAGAACAGUUACGUACCAAACACUUUGAGCCCCAAAAGAUGUGUAUUUUCAGCUGAUUCGUAGUGUAUGAUAUUGAUUCAUACAUUUUGAUUUAUCAUCAGUUUCAAAUGUUUAUUGUGUGAGUAAAAUAUUUCUUAUUUCUUUAUGUGUUUGAUUCUUAAUUAUAUGUGUGUAAUUUCAAUGCCAUUGGGUGGUAUUCUCAUAAGUUAAGCCGGGACUAAGUCCAGACUAAACAAGAACUUUAGUUCACACUUCUAUGGAAUGCUAGGUUUUAUUUCUCUCCUUAAAUAUUCAUGACAAAGAUAAUCUACCAAAGACUUUGCUGAAAUUCAGUUCAUACUCAUAUUAUCUUUUUCUUCCCAUUUCAUUGCAAAAUUGAUUUUUUGGACACUUUUCAUUGAAGGAUUAAAAUAAUCUGUACAAGGUAAAUUAGUUUGCAACAGGCACUCCAUAAAAGUAUGAAAUAUAACUAAGUACGCGCUAACUUAGUACGCGCUACUGGAAUACCACCCAAUGUGACUAUCAUUUUUGUUUUUAUCAAUGUGUUUUUGAGUGAGUUGAAUCAUAGUAAUUUCCAAUGAUUAUAUAAAUGAUAAAAGACAAUAUACUGAGAUAUGUUACAGCAGCAAAAUUAAUAAUAUGAACUUCAAUAA